CAGGGAUUUUGCCAAUGGCCGAUGCCACUUCUGCAGAUUACGCCCCAGCAGGCUCUAUAUGCCAGGCUUGCCAUCUUUAUGAGACAAGUCCUGACAAGAGCUCUCGCACAUCAUGGACUAAAACACCCCCUACUGAUCUGGUUGGACCAGCAGAGAAUUCCGAGUCAGGCCAGUACGCGCUCCUCGUCCGAAAUGUCAAGUGCUACAGCGGACGUAAGAACCUCGAGAUACAUUCGAUCGUGGUACAGAGUGGCCAUCUCAAACGUGUUCUGGCCGAUGUCAUGCGUGGCUAUCCCCGUCUCACCAUGGAACUCGAGCGCGUCGAAUUUGCCAGUCCCUUUGAGCCGUUUGUCCACCGCUGGAAGAAGUUCACCAAAGCCAGAGACACUGAGUCUGACGAGGCGGUCAAAGCCCACAUCGAUUUGCUGUACAAUAUUUUGGAAGGAGAGCUGCACGACGUUAUCUCUCGCAAGAACGAUCUGGUCCGCAACGGUGUGAUGACUUAUGACUCGCUCUGGACGAUCUUCGAGCCCCAUCAGGCCGUUUUCAGCAUCGUUAACGGCCGCAGGCGUAUCUUCAAGAUGGAAUCCAGCGAGGUCGACCCCUUCUCGAGAACCUUCGUAAUUGCCGCGACCUAUGUUGAUUUUGACGGAACCAAAUUCGGGCACAUGCCGCAUCACCUUUUCAUCCCAUACUACGAGGGCACCAAGCCCAUUAUGUCGUUGUCGGUAUUCCCUCUUGUAUACCAUGGCGACCAAGCCCUCAUUCGCAAGGAUCUGAUCUCCCGUGGAAAGCUCUGGUCCGAGUACAAAGGCCAUCACUACAAGCAGUACGAAGGCCUAGCUCUAACUAAAGGUACGAAUGGCUACAACGUCAAAAGCCGCAUCAUCAUCGACGCAGAGGCAUACAAAACCUUUAACCCCAGCGAUUCCUUAGCCGUCUCCGGAAAUAUAUCCGACAAACUAACAGACAACCACUUGUUAAUCGCAGCCCCCGUUCUGCGUGGCUACUCCCUCAAAGACAAAAGAUGGCUGGAAUUCUUCAUCGACGGCGUAUCCGACAUUGUCUGGAACGCGCGAGCCUUUGACUCCCUGGUCCUUCCCCAUGGCCAUCACGAUCUGAAGGAGCUAAUCCUUGCCUUUGCCCAGACCCAGUCUAGUAACCUCGACGUCUUCGACGACGUCAUCCAAGGCAAAGGCCGCGGAGUCGUCAUGCUGCUCAGCGGAUCCCCAGGGGUCGGCAAGACCCUCACAGCCGAAAGCGUCGCUGAAGUCAUGCAAGUCCCUCUCUACGUCCUCAGCGCCGGCGAUCUAGGCACCAGUGCAUCGCGCGUGGAAGAGAACAUGAAACCCGUCCUCCGCAUGGUUCCAAAAUGGGGUGCCAUUCUCCUUCUCGAUGAAGCCGAUGUCUUCAUGCAAGCACGCGAUCAAAGCGAUCUGCAGCGAAAUGAACUCGUCUGUGUGUUCUUGCGACUACUCGAAUACUACGAGGGGAUCCUCUUCCUAACAAGCAACCGCGCCGAAACCAUCGACCGGGCAUUCGAAUCUCGCAUCCACAUCUCCCUCCGAUACCCAGACCUCAAUGCCAACUCCCGCCGCCAGAUCUGGAUUCAGCUCCUUGGCGACUCGGUCAAAUUGAGAUUCUCUGAGCAACAACUUGACGAGUUGGCAGGUCAUAACUUGAACGGAAGACAGAUAAAAAAUGUGCUCAAAACCGCUAGUCUUCUUGCUCGUCGGCAGGAAAUGGUUCUGUGUCAUGGACAUAUUCAGACUGUCUUAAGAGUGAGGGCGGCGCAUUCUUAGUUAGAUUGAUUAAUUGGUUGGGUAGGUAGAGUGAAGGAGGCAUUUAUUCGUUCUUCGUCUUUAUAUGAAUUUGUUUGUCUUUGGGUUUCCUGCUCUAAAGAUUUGAUUGGUUCUAAGGAUGGUCGUCCACGCAUAAUACUUACUUG
This is a messenger RNA of Aspergillus sclerotioniger CBS 115572, 1948 nucleotides long. RefSeq names its product ATP-binding protein. The coding region runs from base 15 to 1802 and encodes 595 amino acids. The record is from RefSeq and is a predicted model, not a curated record. NCBI's taxonomy places the organism in Eukaryota, Fungi, Ascomycota, Eurotiomycetes, Eurotiales, Aspergillaceae. Gene Ontology annotation, molecular function: ATP binding; ATP hydrolysis activity. The transcript has 2 exons.